Otolemur garnettii (small-eared galago) is the source of this 315-nucleotide messenger RNA. Its product is annotated as C-C motif chemokine 8. Lineage: Eukaryota; Metazoa; Chordata; Mammalia; Primates; Galagidae. Gene Ontology annotation, molecular function: CCR chemokine receptor binding; chemokine activity. Gene Ontology annotation, cellular component: extracellular region. Bases 19 to 315 code for a protein of 98 amino acids. Gene Ontology annotation, biological process: neutrophil chemotaxis; immune response; inflammatory response. The record is from RefSeq and is a predicted model, not a curated record. The transcript has 3 exons.
CUUGCCCCGCCCUGCAGCAUGAAGGUCUCUGCAGCCCUCCUGGGUCUGCUGCUGGUAGCAGCUAUCUUCACCCCCCAGGGGCUCGCUCAGCCAGAUCCUGCUUCCAUUCCAAUCGCCUGCUGCUUUAGUGUGGUUAAAAGGAAGAUCUCCAUCCAGAGGCUGAAGAGCUACAGAAUCACCAGCAUCGAUUGUUCCCAGGAAGCUGUGAUCUUCAAGACCAAACUGGGCAGGGAAGUCUGUGCUGAUCCCAUGGAGAAGUGGGUGCAGGAUUCCAUGAAGUGUCUGGACCAAAAGUCUCAAACCCUGAAGCCUUGA